Molecule: messenger RNA, 1547 nt
Organism: Nerophis ophidion (straightnose pipefish)
Lineage: Eukaryota; Metazoa; Chordata; Actinopteri; Syngnathiformes; Syngnathidae
Exons: 2
Coding region: 669-1313 (214 amino acids)
Source: RefSeq, a predicted model, not a curated record
ACACGAGACUCUCGCUUACCUUAAGCACAUCGGUGGGGUUGGCGAUGGAGGAGGAGAUAACGCCAGAGAGAACGCCACACAGGACGUUCGUCAACAAUGUCUCAUCUGUUAGGGAAGAGAGGCAGUCUUCAGAUAGCAGGCAGCCAACUUUUGGCUGUCAUGUUUAUGAGUAAAAAAAAUGACAAAAGUAGGCACGCGUCGGGGAGAGAGAGAGAGAGGCUUAACACGAUUGUUCAUACGAGUGUGUGCACGUCAGACGGAAAGUGGGCCUCACCCUCAGGCCUGUCAACCAGCAGUCUCUUGAAGCUCUGGUAUGUUCCAAUUUUGAUGGUCCCAUAAGAUGCCUGGCGCAGCACGGCGGGAGCGAUUCUGUAAAAGUCAAAUUCAUUUGUUUUAUCACCAAAAAGAUAGGAGGAAUGACAAUGACAUAUGCAUUUUCUAAUCAUAGGGUGGGUAAUACUAUUCAUUUUGGUAUUUAUGCAAUAUUAGGAGUAUUUAUGCCAUCAUUUCUUUAACACAUUCCACCAUUCUGGAAAUUCAAACUACCCUUUUUCAAAGUCCAAAAAAAUUCCAGAUUUUCCCGAAAUUCCCUAAUACCAUUUACUUUACAUUUCUCGCCUGAUUUAAAAAAUUCUAACACCAACCAAUUCAGCUUAUUUAGGACAUUGAUGCUCUUAAUCAUUUUUAACAAAAUAAAACUGUGGAAAGGCGAAACCAACGUGCCGACUGCAGAGCGGGACACGCUUUGGCCCGGCUCAAGAUGGCGGCCAGGAGGCGGAGAAUGCAUCGGAAUGCAGAGGCGGGGCGUGCCUGGAGCGACGCUGCGACAAUCAAAAUCAGGACUGCAGCAGAAGAAAAAUCCUGCUUUGGAGAGGCGAACCCGACGUGCCGACGGCAGAGCGGGACACGCUUUGGCCCGGCUCAAGAUGGCGGCCAGUAGGCGGAGAAUGCAGCGGAACGGAGAAGCGUGGCGUGCCUGGAGCGACGCUGCAACAAUCAAAAUCAGGUACGUGACAAAGCCACCGGCUCACAAUCUGGCUAUCUCCUCAGUGUAUAAAAGGGGAGAAGGAGGAAAGAUCAGGAGGAAGGGGUGGAGUGUCCGCAGGACUGCAGCAGAAGAAAAACAUGAACGAUCAGAGAAUGUCCGCAGAAGAAAAAUCCCGCUUUGGAGAGGCGAAACCGACGUGCCGACGGCAGAGCGGGACACGCUUUGGCCCGGCUCAAGAUGGCGGCCAGGAGGCGGAGAAUGCAGCGGAACGGAGAGGCGGGGCGUGCCCGGAGCGACGCUGCAACAAUCAAAAUUAGGUGCGUGACAAAUCCACUGGCUCACGAUCUGGCUAUCUCCUCUCAGUGUAUAAAAGGGGAGAAGGAGGAAAGAUCAGGAGGAAGAGGUGGAGUGCAGCAGAAGAAAAACACGAACGAUCAGAGAAUGAGCCCCAGUGGAAGACGACAUCACCGGCAGCUGAAAAGCCGGCCGAGACGAGCAGCGGAGGAGGAGGCGCUGAAAAGCGGCCCGAUCGACGAAAAAAUAAAACAGUCAAACUUGC